Messenger RNA from Megalobrama amblycephala (Wuchang bream), 3374 nucleotides. Its product is annotated as trichohyalin-like. Gene Ontology annotation, molecular function: GTP binding. The transcript has 3 exons. The record is from RefSeq and is a predicted model, not a curated record. NCBI's taxonomy places the organism in Eukaryota, Metazoa, Chordata, Actinopteri, Cypriniformes, Xenocyprididae. The coding region runs from base 109 to 2643 and encodes 844 amino acids.
UGAAAGCACACAUUUCAAAUAACCUGUGUCUGUAGACAGCAAAACAAGUUUCUAACAUCAAAACCUGUAUCGUGAAGUACGUUUUUUGACAGACUAUACAGAAUAAAAAUGGACACAGAGCUAAUGCAAAAUCUGUGUUUAAAUCUGGUCUUGCUGGGAAGAACAGGAGUUGGGAGGAGUUCAUCAGGAAACACAAUACUGGGUCGAGAAGCUUUCAUCUCAGAGAACAGCUCCACUUCUGUCGAACACAAUGUAGCUGUUGAAAUCGGUAAUAUUUGUGGAUUACCGAUCAAAGUUUAUGACACACCAGGAUUUUCUGAUACAGAGUGGAGAAAGGAAGAUCUUAGGAAAUAUGAAAAAAUUCUUCGGAAUUGUGAAUCGGGCCUGUGUGCGUUUCUGCUGGUUCUCCGGGCAGACAGAUUCACUGAAGAAGAUCAAGAAGCUCUGGAGAAGAUUGAGGAACUUUUGGGAGCAAAGCGUAUACAAAACACCUGGAUUCUCUUUACAAGAGGAGAUGAACUUGAAGAAAAAAAGAAGACCAUAAAUAAAUUCAUCAAAGAAACUGCAUACUUAGAGAACCUUGUUCAGAAAUAUCAGGGCAGAUACCAUGUGUUCAACAACAAGGAUAUAAGAAGACAUGAUGAACAAGUGAAUUCUCUGGCAUCUAAAAUUUUCCACAGGAACUUGGAAAAUUUGACAAAAAGACAAAGAAUUCCAGUCAACAUCCCCAACGUCCCUGUCAACAGUCCUGUCAACAGUCAUUUAUCCAGAAGAAUCGUGCUGCUGGGUAAAAGUGGUGUUGGGAAGAGUGCAGCUGCAAACACAAUUCUGGGACAGAAUAUGUUUAAAUCUAUAGUUGGCUCAAAAUCAGUGACCCGUGAAUCUUCAUUGAAACAUACCACUGUUUCUGGCAGGAAAGUGUCUGUUGUUGAUACUCCUGGAUUCUUUGACACACACAUGAGCUCUGAGCAGUUAAUGAUUGAGAUAGUGAGAAGUGUUUAUUUAUCCAGUCCUGGACCUCAUGCUUUUCUCAUUGUGUUUCCUGUGAAUAGAUUCACUCAGCAGGAGGAAGAGAUUCCUCAGAUGAUUGAGAUGUUGUUUGGUGAAGAAGUGUUGAAAUACUCCAUGAUUCUCUUCACUCAUGGAGAUCAGCUAGAAGGAAGGUCCAUAGAAGGAAUCAUUGAAGAAAAUGAAGCUUUAAGAGAUCUAGUUCAGCAGUGUGGAGGCAGAUAUCACGUCUUCAACAAUAAAGAUGAGAAUAACAGAGAGCAGGUGAAUGAUCUACUGCAGAAGAUUGACACAAUGAUAAAGCAGAAUGGAGGUGGAUACUACAGUAAUGAGAUGUAUGAAGAUGCUUACAGAAUUAGACGAGAAGAAGAGUUUGAGAGUGUAAGAAAGGAGACAAAACAGAGAAUCAGAGCAGAGAUACAACGUGAAAAAAAUUUAAGACAAGAUCAAGAGGAGAAACAAAGACAAGAGGAAAUUGAGAGGCUGAGAAAGCAGACAGAGCAAAAAAUCAGAGCAGAGAUACAGUGUGAGAACAAUGUAAGAAAACAACAAGAGGAGAUUCAAAGACAAGAGGAGACUGAGAGAGUGAGGAGGCAGACAGAGGAGAGAGUCAGACAAACAAUACAGUAUGAGAUUAAUCUGAGACAAAAAGAUGAGAAGAAAAAGAUACAAGAGGAGAUUGAGACAGUGAAGAGGCAGACAGAGGAGAGAGUCAGAUCAGAGUGUGAAGCUCAAAUGAUGUAUACAAUGGAAAGACUUAAAGAGGAAAGACUGAGGGAGGAAGAGGAGAGAAAACAACAAGAGGAGAAACAAAGACAAGAGGAGCUUGAGAGAGUGAGAAAGGAGACAGAGAGGAGAGUCAUAGCAGAGAUAGAAGCUGAAGUGAUGUCUGAAAUGGAAAGACUUAAAGUUGAAAGACAGAGAAAGAAGGAGGAGAGAAAACAACUAAGACAAGAAAGGACUGAGAGAGAGAGAAGGCAGAUAGAGGAGAGAGUCAGAGCAGAGAUACAGCAUGAGAGUACUGUGAGAAAGCAACAAGAGGAGAGAAAAAGACGAGAAGAGAUUGAGAGAGUGAGAAGGAGGACAGAGGAGAGAGUCAGAGCAGAGAUCCAGCGUGAGAGUACUGUGAGAAAGCAACAAGAGGAAAACAAAAGACGAGAAGAGAUUGAGAGAGUGAGAAGGAGGACAGAGGAGAGAGUCAGAGCAGAGAUCCAGCGUGAGAGUACUGUGAGAAAGCAACAAGAGGAAAACAAAAGACGAGAAGAGAUUGAGAGAGUGAGAAGGAGGACAGAGGAGAGAGUCAGAGCAGAGAUCCAGCGUGAGAGUACUGUGAGAAAGCAACAAGAGGAAAACAAAAGACGAGAAGAGAUUGAGAGAGUGAGAAGGAGGACAGAGGAGAGAGUCAGAGCAGAGAUACAGCGUGAGAAUAAUGAUAGACAACGAGAGGAGAACCAAAAUACACCAGAGUGUGAUGAAAGAAGUGGAUUUAAGAAGUUUUUUUCCAAGUAUUGGAAACACUUUUUAAUGGGCAUUGCAGCCGGUGCUAUAAUUGGUGGACCUGUUGGUGGAAUUGUUGGUGGAGUUAUUGGUGGAGUUGUAGCCUUAAUUGUGGAUAAAAGGCAGAGGCGUCACUAAUGGGUGGAAAGAAUGUUGAAAUAUCAUGAAAGAUAAUAUCAAUGCCAACCACAACAUAGGUUGAAUGUAAUGAGUCAGAAGAUAUAAAGAAGAAAUUAAUAAACCUUUGAUCAGAAUUUUGAGUUUCUGUAAGUUAUCUACAGUCAUUUAUCUUUGUGGUCUAUAACAUGAAUUGGUGAUUUUUGAUGAUUUGUUGAGUUCAUUUUAUUUGUCAGUUAACACUUAAAAAUCUAAAAACAGAAAACCUUCACUUUAGUAUUAAAAUCAAACUUCUAGGGGUGUGCAAUAGAGCCAAUAUCUGUACCUGUUCUAAUCUCAAAAUCAUUUAUCUCUGUUCAUUAGAAACCUGUUUAAUGUCAUUCUGUUCCCUUUAUAAUUUUAAUUUAACAGAUAUACCUUGUAUAACUUAAAAAUAUAUAUUAAUUUCUAUUAUAAUUACAAUUAAGGAAUUAGUUUAGCUAGGGAAGUAAGCUUGUUGAAACAAUCACAUAUAUAAAACUCUGUAGUUGAUUAGAGAACAUGAAAGCUGAAAGAAAAUAUUAACCAGUGUGUGACAAGUGCCUGCAACAUAGGUUGGAAUAAUGAAACAGUGUCUGGGUUAGUGGAGAACAGAAUAAAUACUGGCAGUAAAUAAAUCACAUAAUCAUGUAAAUAUGUAUUUUGUAAUUCAGCAUUCACAUAAAAGACAUGAACCAUAAUUAGCAGCAUAACAAUAAAAUUGAUACACAAAA